UCUCUCUCUCUCUCUCUCUAAGAUAAUGGAAUCUUCAUCUUCAUCUUCAUCUUCAUCUUCAUCUUCACCUUCCUGCUUGAGCCAAAUUCAUCCAUGCAGCCCAAGCAACCCUAAUUAUCCAUCACAAGCGUCGACAUGUGCAUCGCACAAGCGAAAGGCGGGGAGAAAGAAAUUCAAAGAGACACGCCACCCAAUAUACAGAGGUGUCAGGCAAAGAAACGGUCAAAAAUGGGUCUGUGAAGUACGUGAGCCGAGCAAGAAGACAAGAAUAUGGGUAGGCACCUUUCCCACCCCGGAAAUGGCCGCUAGGGCACAUGACGUGGCCGCCUUGGCCCUACACGGAGAUUUAGCCGCCCUCAAUUUUCUCGACUCGGCUUGGCUUCUUCCGCGAGCCGACUCAUCUUCUCCCAAGGAUAUACAAGCGGCCGCCUCCGCUCUUCUAAGAGAUAAGAGGCUUCUUGAAGCUUCUGAUUUGGUGAAGGUGCAUUGUGUAGAGAGCAAAAAGAAGGUUCUGAAGCCUUUGUCGUCGUUGGAUGUUUUGUGCGGUGAGAGCUCUGAGGAUGUUCCUAAGCAGCCUAGGUCCACGUUUUUCUUGGACGAGGAGGCAUUGUUCAAUAUGCCCGGUUUGUUGGACAGCAUGGCAGAGGGCUUGAUUCUUACACCACCAGCCAUGCGAAGAGGAUUUGAUUGGGAUGACAUGGCUGCUGACAUGGACUUAACUUUAUGGCACUGACCUUUUUUAUUUUUAUUUUUUAUGAAUAAGAUUAAUGUAAACUAAAUAAAUGAUAAAAAUAAUUCUUCUUCCCAUCUUUCACUCGUCUCCAUAUAGUGAAUAAGUGAAUCUACCAUUGAAUUUUUGUGAGAUUCGCAUGAGUCCACAAAUCCAAUAGUAGAUUCAUUGAAUUUGCAAAAAAAAAGAUGGUUGGAAGAAGGUUGAGAAAAUGAUAUGUACUAUGCCUAUGUAAACUAUUAUUAGCUAGGAAAAAGGAUGAUG
This is a messenger RNA of Corylus avellana, 994 nucleotides long. Its product is annotated as dehydration-responsive element-binding protein 1B. Gene Ontology annotation, molecular function: DNA-binding transcription factor activity; DNA binding. The record is from RefSeq and is a predicted model, not a curated record. Lineage: Eukaryota; Viridiplantae; Streptophyta; Magnoliopsida; Fagales; Betulaceae. Gene Ontology annotation, biological process: regulation of DNA-templated transcription.